Messenger RNA from Salmo salar (Atlantic salmon), 1131 nucleotides. The record is from RefSeq and is a predicted model, not a curated record. NCBI's taxonomy places the organism in Eukaryota, Metazoa, Chordata, Actinopteri, Salmoniformes, Salmonidae.
UUAGCUUGUAACACUGCGCACGUUGACGUUUGUUUUGUUUUUUAGUGUCGGUAAAAUUUGAAUUCACUGUCAUCGUUUGAAAUGGAGAUUUUCGGUAGCACCUUUGACGAUUCGGUGUUAGAGGAAUCAAGAGCGAAGCCAACUGUUGUUGCACUGUCGUCUUACAAUGCAAAGUUCUGUGAAGCAGAGUGGUUUUGGGAGAGCAUCGACACAGAGGACAUUUUGGAGAAGCAAAAGAUCUUCAAAUUUCGAGCUGAUAUGGCGUACAGGCGAAAGAACUUCCAGGAAGCUUUAAACGCCUACACUACCUGCCUUUCCUAUAUCCCUGACGGCAACCUGACCAUUAGGCGGGACAUAAUGGAGGGAAUGGCAAGGUGCUGUUGUCACCUGGGGAAGAGAGUGGAGGCCCUGGAGAUCACAGAAACACUUAAAAAUGAAGCCUCCAACACCUGUCACCUCACGGGUCUACUUCAUCUGACUGCGAACGUCCACGAGCGCUUCGGAGACCUCAGGAGCCAGGUCACUUGUCUGCAGCAGCUGUGUUCUCUCCACCCCUACCACCAGUGGCACUGGAUGAAGCUGGCACAAAGCUACCUUCAUCUCCUUCAGUCUCUGUCAUCACCCUCAGGCUCCAGUCCUCUUCAACGGGGAGAUGACUCUCAGACUGAGGAGCAACUGAAGGAAGAGCGGGACGGCGUUUGGCUCAAGGCCUGCAUGUGUUUUGUCCGGGCCAGACUCGUCCUCAGGGCAUUAAAGGGCCAACAGUCAUCCUUUGUUCUCCAGAACAGUGAGAGAGCCCUACAGAAGGCUGAUGAGGCUCUACGGUGUCUGGAACCGAAAGACACCACACUACAGCUAGUCUCUGAGGUGAUGUCAGAAGAUGUAAUUCCAGAGAGGAUGAGAGAGGACAACCAGGAUGGAGAGAGCUUGGCAGGUCUCUCUCUGAAGGACUUUGAAGACAGGUGGUGGAACAGACUGGUACAGACAGGAGUACUGAAGAAGGAUGGACCUAAACUACCCUCUGUAAAGACCUAACUAGGCUACACAUUUUGAUGAAUGGAUUUAUUUUUUUACUUCUGCGUGUAACAAUGUGGUGACCGCCUUAUGAAAUUAAAUAAUGUCUAAAUGUCA